UCCGGUUUGUGACGUAUACACAGAGAAGAUGGCGGCGCCCAAAAAGAAACAUGCGAGAGGUGCUUGUGUGAUUCUAGGGGGAUUUACAGUUUUGUCUCUGAAGUUCCAGCCUAACAGUGUAGCUCAGCAUCAGCUCUGUGUGAAAGAGCACCGGGUACGUGCGGAGAAAAAUGUGAAGAGACCGCUGGACAGAACGCUUUUCGUCCUCAACAUUCCUCCGUACUGCUCAGAGAGUGUGGUGAAGGAGCUCUUUUCCCAGUUUGGUUCAGUUCAGUCUGUAGAGCUGAGCGAAAAACCUGGAUCAACAGAGCCUGAAACUAACAGUCUGUCCAAGUACUUCAGACCUGCACACAAACAGUGUUUUAAGGUGGGCUACAUCGUGUUUAAAAACGCCUCCAGCGUAGCAGCAGCUAAAGCUCAUCCUCCUGACUCGCCACUCAUUGUCUCCACCAAAGAAAAACCUGUACAGACAGGCCUGCAGAAGUGGAUCCAUGAAUACAAACAAUUGUUUGUUAAGCCAGAGACUCUACAGGAGGCUGUGGAUGAAUUUAUGACCAAGUACGACAAAAAGAAAGAGGAGGAGGCGGAGCGUCUGCAAAAAGAGGCGGAGCAACAGCAGGAGGACAAGGAGGGUUGGGUUAAAGUGACCAAAGGCAGCAAAGGGAUUAAAGCCCGCCCACAUAGUGAAGUAGCAAAUAAGAGGGCUCUUCAGAAGGAAGACAAGAAGAAGAAAAGAAAAGAGCUUCUGAACUUCUACGCAUGGCAGCGGCGAGACACACAGAGAGAACAUAUUGCACAGCUGAGGAAGAAAUUUGAGGAGGACAAACAACGCAUUGCUCUGCUCAGAUCGCAGAGGAAAUUCAGACCCUAUUGAACAGCAUUACCUACAAACAUCCUGUCAAACCCAAACGUCACGUGCUAUCCACAGCACUCCAAAGCCCUGCCGAACUUAGUUCAACAUUACAGAGAGUAAAUACCUUGCAGAACUGCAGUCUGACAUGCCUCAUGUGCUGUUUUUGUUUUGAAUAAAUCACAGAAUAUCUUUGGUCAUCACUGUGUUAUGGGUUAUCCAGGUAAUAUGUGGGUUUGGCAUGGGUUCUCAUGUGAUGGAAUUAUGAUGAUGCUUACCCACUGAAUGUUGAAUGAACCACGUUUAUGUUUGAUUCUAAACUAAAGGCUAAUGUAGCAACACAUACAUUUGUACCCUACCACUUGGGACUAUGCUAACUUGCCUCACACCAUGUCAAGUUGUUAAGUAAUCUCAAACAGACUUGUUUUCAUGGUGGAUAAUAUUAGCCUUGUAGCUCUAGUGCGUGACUUAAGAUACCAAACAUGUCCUUGCUGAUGGACUACAUUUGAAGCUAGUUCAGUGAUUGAUCACUGAACUAUUGCUUUAAGGGUUGGAGAUUUGGUCAGGAGCUCCAGCUGCAGAUAAGACUUUCCACUCAUCACAGGAUAACUGGUUCAUCGUUUAGGUCCAUUCCAGCUCACAGCACAUACACUGAAACGGUCCUUUCAGAUGUUUGUGUGGUAUACUGAGAUGCUGUUGGCUUAUCAUUGUUUUAUCUUUAAGCAUAAUUCUUAAAUUUGUUUUAUUAAAACGUUUGUUUCUUUGA
Pygocentrus nattereri (red-bellied piranha) is the source of this 1616-nucleotide messenger RNA. RefSeq names its product ribosomal RNA processing 7 homolog A (gene rrp7a). The transcript has 7 exons. The record is from RefSeq and is a predicted model, not a curated record. Lineage: Eukaryota; Metazoa; Chordata; Actinopteri; Characiformes; Serrasalmidae. Gene Ontology annotation, cellular component: UTP-C complex; CURI complex. Gene Ontology annotation, biological process: rRNA processing; ribosomal small subunit assembly. Bases 29 to 874 code for a protein of 281 amino acids. Gene Ontology annotation, molecular function: RNA binding.